CAAAAACAAAAACAAAAAAAAACCAAUUAUCCCAAGAAAGAAAGAAAGAAAAAAACCAGAGAGAAGAGAGCAUGAAACAGAACCAGAACAAGUUCUUGAGAAUAAUCUCAACGCCUCUAAGAGCUUUAGGCAAGGCACGUGACUUUUACGUGAGAAGCAUCACGGGUUGUGCAGCUCGGACUCACUAUUCCUCCUCGGCCUCAGUCUCAGCUCCUUUUCCUAGGAGCCGGAGCUCAUCAUCGGCCGCCUUCUCCUCUUCCGCGUCUUCCCGGAGAACCACGGAUUUCGGGAUCGAUGAUGAUUACAGCGAGCUGGUGAGAGCAGCGUCGGUGAGGAGUCUAGGGCACAAGAGCGAGAUAGACAUGUUGAUACAAGAGAAGCUGCAGCAGCAGAGGCAAGCAGGAGGAGGAGGAGGAGGAGGAGGGUUGUUGUUGCCAAAGAGCUCGAGUGUUGGGAUGGCGAGGAUAGAGGAAGAGGAAGAAACAGAGGAAGGGUCUGUGAAUCCGAAGAUGAAGAAGAAGACUAAGAAAGUCUCUGAUCUUUUGUAUCCUCGUAGCAAAUCCUACGCUGUUACUACUAGUGGCAGCCUUCAAUUGUAAUUUCUCUUCUUCUUCUUCUUCUUCUUCUUGAUUAUAUUGUUAGUGCUUUUGUUGAUUUGAUGAUUUUUUAUCAUAUUUCUCUAGUCUUAGCUUUAAUUUGUGCGUCGUGAAAUAAUAAUAAUAACAUUACAAGUGAGCUAAACCUAUAUAUGCUCUCGCUUCAUAUCCAAA
Molecule: messenger RNA, 770 nt
Organism: Capsella rubella
Lineage: Eukaryota; Viridiplantae; Streptophyta; Magnoliopsida; Brassicales; Brassicaceae
Exons: 1
Coding region: 72-599 (175 amino acids)
Source: RefSeq, a predicted model, not a curated record